Dendrobium catenatum is the source of this 1275-nucleotide messenger RNA. RefSeq lists its product as uncharacterized. Lineage: Eukaryota; Viridiplantae; Streptophyta; Magnoliopsida; Asparagales; Orchidaceae. Gene Ontology annotation, molecular function: RNA binding. The coding region runs from base 1 to 1149 and encodes 382 amino acids. The transcript has 2 exons. The record is from RefSeq and is a predicted model, not a curated record.
AUGGACUCCUCCUCCUUGCCUAUCAAGGCCAUCCACUCCUUUCAUGCCGGUGAGCGCAAUCUCUAUACUCGUCUCAUCUUCGAUCUCUACAUCGACCCCUCCUGCUCCCUCCACCUCAUUGCCUUUUGGCUCUGGCUUGAGGAAGAUGGCCACCACAAAAACCUCAUCAACAAAAUCGCCUCUAUGACCAAAAGCUCUCUCCGCUCUGCCGCCCACACGGCCCUCUCCUUUCUUGACGCCCUCCUAACCAAUCCCAAUCCAAAUUCCUUUCAUGCAGGUGAGCGCAAUCUCUAUACUCGCCUCGCCUUCGAUCUCUACAUCGACCCCUCCUGCUCCCUCCACCUCAUUGCCUUUUGGCUCUGGCUUGAGGAAGAUGGCCACCACAAAAACCUCAUCAACAAAAUCGCCUCUAUGACCAAAAGCUCUCUCCGCUCCGCCGCCCACACGGCCCUUUCCUUUCUUGACGCCCUCCUAACCAAUCCCAACCCAAAUCCCACUUCUACCUCCUUCCAAAAAAAUGCCAUCAAUGGAAUACACUACUAUCUUUCUAAUGUAUGUUACAAAGCCCUCACCGACCUUCACGAGAAGGCAGCGAGCCAAGUAGAAGCACGGCGGGGAGUCGAGAUGAUAGGUCAUGGUUUAAGUUGUGUUUACCUAAGUGAAGUGGAUGGAUUGCUUUAUGUGCCUCAUGGUGAAGGCUCUAGUGGAAAUGAAGCUAGAAGAUAUGACAAAUCACAGAUGAUUGGCUUGAAAGAAGAAGUGAAGCCUUGGAUAUCGUGUUUUUAUACAGAAGAUCAGAGAAAUAAAGAAUCAUUUAUGCAUGCAAAGCCAGGAGGAGAAUAUCGCAGCGACAUUCCACGUGAAGAGAGGAUGCUUUUUGUCACCUUUUCUAAUGGAUAUCCGCUUACAGAAGAGGAAUUGUAUAGUUUCUUCAUCAGGAAUUAUGGUGAAGUUGAAAGGGUGAAAGUCGAGCAGGUGGGAGGAAGGAGACAGCAGCCCCUAUUCGCCCAAGUUUCAUUUUACUCGUUAUCAACGGUAUUAGCCAUCCUGAAUGGCCAUUACAAAGCCAAAUUUUUAAUAAAUGGAAAGCAUUUGUGGGUUAGGCGUUUCGUCCCUAAGAGAAAGCAUAAGCAGGCGAAUGCCUUUUAAUGGAACAAUUAUUAGGUCCGGUGACCGGACGUAGCUCUACAUGCAGUCACCACUGAGUUACCCGAUAUUUGCUCGGUGUUUGCUCAGUAUUGCUAGGUAUUGCUUGGCAAUAAUGAGAAAUAUCGU